Molecule: messenger RNA, 1386 nt
Organism: Biomphalaria glabrata
Lineage: Eukaryota; Metazoa; Mollusca; Gastropoda; Planorbidae
Product: centromere protein X-like
Exons: 6
Coding region: 158-412 (84 amino acids)
Biological process (GO): resolution of meiotic recombination intermediates; DNA repair; kinetochore assembly
Cellular component (GO): Fanconi anaemia nuclear complex; FANCM-MHF complex
Molecular function (GO): protein heterodimerization activity
Source: RefSeq, a predicted model, not a curated record
GAGAUUUCCAUACAUAUAUCAAUUUUGACUCACAAUUGAUCUUUAUUGUAAAAGAAAAACAAUGAAACCAAAUUUUGUCUGAUAUGUAUACAAAUGGCGUCUUCGUGUUACCUAUACAGUAUUAGCACUCUAGACAUCCAAAAAAUAAUGGAUAGAAAUGGGGAGAUGUGGCCACUUGUUUUAUAUAAUUAUAUAUCUUCAGAACACUGUUGGUGCUGUUUUAGAGCAAUACUUCAAGGACAAAAAAGUUUCAGUAAAGGGAAAUGCAUUGAUUCUUGUGACAGAAUUGUUUCGAGUAUUUGUAAAAGAAGCUUUAUCUAGAGCAGCUGAUCAAGCUAAAAAUGAAGGGGACACUCGUGUUACAAUAGAACACUUUGAAAAGAUACUGGCUCAGUUGCUGCUUGAUAUGUGAGUGUAUAGACAACCACUGGAGAUGAGCUAUUGAAAUAUUGCUGUCACUCAAUGCUCAGACCGUAACGUGAUAGUAUGGAAUGGUGCCAGCCUCAGUGAAUGUGUUAGCCAGAAAGAUGUUUGCAAUAUGCUGUGAAUCUGAUGAUUGUGAGAGACAGAUAUUUAUAAGAAACAUGUUUUUAAUAGUUGCCAUUUCUGAUUAGAUUGUUGUGUACAAACAAAUACAUGUACAUAAGGAUUGUAUAUUUUGUAAUAAAUUUCUUCAAUUGUUCUCUCAAACAUGAUGUAAUGUACUUUGUCUCAACAAUCAUGACUCAUUAAAAGUAGUCCCUAACAGCUUAUGCUUUAAGAUUUAGGUAAAAUACUCAAUACUUGGAUUGGAUUGAGUUCAUAUAGACCAACCUAAUUUUGCCUGCAGGCCAUUUUUAUUUCCGACACGUGGGCCACAUGGAAAAAAUGUAAAAAAAAAACUAAAUGAAAUUGACCUGAAACAAUUCUAUUUGAAACUUGUGUGAGCUAAUGGAAUUUUUCCUCCUUAUUUUUUUUUCUACGCCAGGACCCUAACAUUUUCACUUUUUUUUUUUUUUUUUUCGAAAGUACACUAAAAAGGGGGGGAUUUUCUACACUUUGUACCGUUUUAGUGGGCCGGAUGAAACCAUGUUGCGGGCCAGGGGGCAUAUUUUGGGCAUCACUGAUAUAGACUAAACAUGAUCGUAGCAAUUUGAAAAUAUGUAUUUUAAUGUAGAUUUAUAAAACACAAAUCUCAGCAUUUGCACAAAUAUAAAUCUUCAUUGUGAAAAAAAUUUACAUUUAUUAAUUUUGCUAAAAAUAUUCAAAAUGUGUAACUUUACCUUGAGUUUUAUUUCAAAACUUCUGAAAUAUCAAAUGCUUUAAUUACUGUACUUUUUAGCAUUUUAGGAACCUUUUCUUUUUUUUAUUAAGGUCAUAAUAAAAAUUUCUGUUGAGAAACACUGA